CAGUCUCUCUGCAGAUCUCAUGAAACCCUGAUUGAUUUAUUUGAUUUUGAUUAUUAGACUCUCCUCGCUCUUUGAUAGAUAUCUGGCUUUGUGGACCUAGUUAGUGGUGCGUGCGUGCGUGAUUUCGUCAAUUCUUAGGGGUUUUUUUUCGGUUUGCUUCUCCGAUUCAGGUCUCUUCUCUUAUGGCCCCUGAAGAUCCCGAGUAUGAGAGUGAUCCCGAGGAAUUGAACCGCUCCUUGGCUACACGUAGGAGAGUAGCUAGCGACGAUGAGGAUGAUGGUGCCCUCAAUCACAACCUGGUCGCUAAUCCUAUUGAUUCCGAUCUUUCCGAUGAUGAAGAUCAACAGAGUGCUUUUCUCGACUCUGAUCAUGACCUCGUCGAUGAUAGUUCUGAGGCUGAUUUUGAAUUCGUUCCCGAUCAUGACAAUGCACUUGCGGCCGCCGAUGGGACCGAGGACUCCGCAGUCUCCGCCACUGAUCUUGUUGAUGAUGGACUGGAACAAAAGAAGAAGGAGCCUUUCGCAGUGCCUACUGCUGGUGCCUUUUAUAUGCAUGAUGACAGAUUUCAGGAAUUUGAUGCCGCCUCUAAUAGGCGAAUGCGUGGUGGCAGGAGGCUCUGGCAAUCUAGAGAUGAAAGUAAGUGGGGACAUGACAAAUACGAGGAACUCAAUACACAGGAAAAGCAAUUUGAUCGGAGGACUUCCAGAGGCCGAGUCAGAGGUCGUGGUCAGGGUAGGGGUCAGGAGCGUGGAUAUUCUCGAGGGACCAAUUCUAAACCAUUUACUGGCACUGGCAAUGGACACCAGAACCAGUUUCCUAAGGCUGUCACUAGGGGGAGAGGGCCCAGAAGAUAUGAGGUUGCAUUGAAAAAUGGCAAUCAAGCACCUUCUGUGCAAACCAAACAGUCCCAAAAUUCUUUUGUGAAAGUUUCACAUGCCAAUUCAGGGCGUCCACCAACAGAAACAGCUAGCUUAGAGACUGAAGCCAUCCAAGCCAAAAAGAAUGUAUUAGCUUCAAGUUUAAAUUCAGAUUCUCCUCCAUUUUAUCCUUCAGGAUCCUCCAAUAACUUGGCACAAAAAGAUUUACAAACUGGCAUUGGUGGACUGCGCAUUAAUCAAAACCCUACUCCAUCUGGAAAGAAGUUUGGGAAUACAAAAUCCAGCUCUUCAUGGGUACGCACUGCUCAACCUUCCCAGACUACAAGUCAUGGUAGAGAUGCACCUCCUCCUGGGCAAAUGCUUUACCAGCAAUCUCCUAAUCAAGGUGACAAAGUUUCUUCGCUGAUGCACUUCCAGGGAAUGCCAAAAGGCACUGACCAAAGCUGUACUCAACCUCCUGGUCAGGCUUUUGAUCAACAUUCUGCUGUUAACAGUUUGCUGCCUUCUUCUCCACCGAAAACCGGCUCAUCAAAAAACCAGUAUAUUUCUGGUGGAAUAGAGUCAGCCGCAGAAACAGGUGCUUUGGUUGCCAAGGGAAAAGGGUCACUCCAGCCUAGUGGAAGAGGAUCUUUUAUGUAUGGUGGGACACAGUUUAUGGGGACUGUCGGUAGCAUGGCAGCUGGUCAUGGCAAUUCAAAUUUUCCUGCAUUUCUGCCUGUUAUGCAAUUUGGUGGUCAGCACGGUGGGGUUCCUACCUUUGGAAUGGCUCUUCCAGGAUAUGUCCAACCAGAACAUGGUACCGGAAAUCCUGAGAUGACAUGGCUGCCAAUUUUGCCUGGCCCCGGAGCACUAGGAGGUUCGUAUUGUCCACCUUAUGCUGCCACUAAUGGUUCUUACCAAGCACACAAACCGAUGAUACCUUCCUCUGCGGGAUCCUCCAGCCAAGAGAACAGUUCUAAUAACCCUAAUGAUGAAGAACCCAUGGAGAGACCUGACAUUUUGACCAAUGGGAAUUCACAACGAUCGAAUGGCAACCCAAACAAGCAGCCUCGUAGAUACUCGGAGAUGAGCUUUAGCAAGUGUGAAGAGUGGAAAGAAAGGUCCUCUUGCUUGAAUAAGUGGAAAAAGGAGGUGAAAGAGAAGCUCCUUUGUUGCAGGCCCCUGGUGCUUCUCCAAGCUGCUUUACGGAGCACUUUGGGCUGCUAUUGUUGCCUUAUUUUAUUUUAUUUUGAAAAUUAGGAGGGUUGUUGUGCAAAUUAUAAAGAGUUUCUGUGAGAGCUUGAGCUGUGGGCUUCUUUCCAUCUGUAAUUUAUUCUUUUUUGUCCUCCGUUGGUUCCUUUUUCUCCUUUUUUCUUAUAAAAGAUAUUUGUAAUGUUGUUGAUAUGUGUUAUGUUUUUUGUUUGGUAUUUUCAACUUUAUCAAGCAAGAAGAUAUGGUGCCCUAUCCCUAUUUUUGAGUUUGGUUGAUGAUGAUAUUUAUA
Molecule: messenger RNA, 2358 nt
Organism: Camelina sativa (false flax)
Lineage: Eukaryota; Viridiplantae; Streptophyta; Magnoliopsida; Brassicales; Brassicaceae
Source: RefSeq, a predicted model, not a curated record